This is a messenger RNA of Erigeron canadensis, 1235 nucleotides long. Its product is annotated as probable protein S-acyltransferase 15. The record is from RefSeq and is a predicted model, not a curated record. NCBI's taxonomy places the organism in Eukaryota, Viridiplantae, Streptophyta, Magnoliopsida, Asterales, Asteraceae. Gene Ontology annotation, molecular function: palmitoyltransferase activity. The coding region runs from base 110 to 940 and encodes 276 amino acids. The transcript has 7 exons.
AAUUGACCCAAUUGAGAAAACUUCUUGUUCUUUCCCUUCGCCAAAUAUAAAGGGCGAAAUCCAUCUCCACACUCUCCCCAAAAUCAAAAUCAAAAGAUAAAAAUUAAAAAUGCAAUGGAAAAGAUUUAUAUCAAUACCAAUACUAGCAGUUUUGUUACUAAUGGAAUUGGUUUAUUAUGGGACAGUUUUCAUAUUUCUUGAAGAUUGGACAGGAUUAGAUAGCUCAACAGGUUUUACAAAUAUGGUGGUGUUUACUUUGUUGGCAUCUUUUACUUUUUUCUCAUUUUUAGUGUGUGUUCUUACUGAUCCUGGUGGUGUUCCAUCUGGGUAUCUCCCUGAUAUUGAAAAUAAUGAUGGGUCUGAUCAAGAAUCAAGAAAAGCUGAUGCACUUAAAAAGCCAUGUGACAAAUGUUCUGCAUACAAGCCUCCAAGAGCACACCAUUGUCGUACCUGUAGAAGGUGUGUUUUGAAAAUGGAUCAUCACUGUACGUGGAUAAACAAUUGUGUUGGUCAAAGGAACUAUAAAGCUUUUUUUCUUCUUGUUGCCUAUGCAACUAUUUCAUGUCUUCAUUCUGCGGUUAUAAUCGUUGGUUCUGGAUUUCAAAAGGAUUGGGAGUCUGCUGGGAUGACUGGCCUCAAAUCCUUUUAUAUCACUUCCGGAGCGAUGAUUUCUCUUUUAACUUUGACACUUGGAACCCUUUUGGGCUGGCACAUAUACUUGAUGACGCACAACAUGACAACGAUAGAGUAUUAUGAAGGGACUAGGGCAGCUUGGUUGGCGAAGAAGUCUGGACAAAUUUAUAAGCAUCCUUAUGAUGUUGGUGUCUACAGAAAUCUCACCAUGAUUUUAGGCCCAAACCUGUUGAAAUGGCUAUGGCCAUCUGCAUUGAGCCAUGUCAAGGAUGGAACAAGCUUUCCCACGAUGCGGGAUAGCUUAUAAUGUCGUUUUCACAUAAUAUAUUUCAAGUUUUGAUAUCAUUUUUUCUAUAUGACUUGUGAUCAUGGAGGUAAAUAGGAAUGCAGCGAGUUCAAUGGUGUUGAAUCUGUACAUGUGUCGGGGAGGAAAAAUGUUUAAUUUGUUUUUAUUGAUUUGGGUUUCUUACUACUUAGCUUAGAUCGGUAUUAUCAAUAUGAAUCAGAUCACAGCUUCUAAAAACUUCUUUAAAUUUGUAUGACACUGUAACCAUUUUAAGUCAUAAGUUGUACAAGUAUGGAAAGGAGACUGCUUACAGGAA